AUGGCAUUAUACGACGUUCAUCCUGUUGACCUUCCUAUACAAUUGCCGGUGAGUACUGGGUCAUUGGUCAUUGGGUCUGGGGAUUCAUGCCUUUUUCAGUCGUCUAUAUCACAACUGCUUGUAACCAAUGUGGUUCCUUCGGAAGUCCAAAUGCGCGAAAUGAGGGGUCUAGUCUGCACUUUUGAACAGCAUCGCAUUACGCUCAAGCGUGAAAUCCUCCGUGUACAAGGCAUUUUGGCAGAAAUGCAGAAAAGUCAGGCCGAAGUAGAAAACUUGAUAUCAAGUCUGGAAGCCGGCCUUGAUUCUCCUAUCAGGAGGUUGCCUCCCGAGAUGUUAUCCAAGAUAUUUGAGCACUGCCUUCCUCUUGAAGAGAAGUCACAAGUGUCUACGAACGAGCCUUCUAUUUCUCAUGCACCUCUACUUUUGGGUAGAGUUUGUAGUACUUGGCGUGCGAUAUCACUUUCAACGCCUCGCUUAUGGUCUUUUCUCAAACUCGUGGUCCCGUGUAUCUGCACAGAUGCUGUUGUUGAUAAACAGAGACAAAUUAUGUCAACAUGGCUCCAGCGCUCAGGCUCCGUUCCUAUGUCGCUUCGGUUCAUCCAUCAAGGAUAUAGCACAUCCAAUCUAUCCUCGAUCUACGACACGGUGAUAUCCUAUGCUUCUCGUUGGCGAAUUUUGGACUUCUUAGUACGCGAUAAGAGCGCCAUUGAUACUUUGUUUCCCAUCUUUGAGGCUAGUUUCUCUUCGCUUGAGUACUUGAAUGUACAUAGCGACUUGAACAAGUCAGAUGGCGAGGGUCAUUCUACCAUUCCAUCCGCCAUCGUCAACCUAAGCAGUACUUCUCUACGCCGUCUAGCCCUGUCCUGGAACUCAAUGGACAUGAGCAAGAUCCACGUUCCAUGGUGCGGUAUUACCCAUCUAUCGCUCAUGGAUGUGCGUCGCGGUGCAUGGAGUCCUCCUGUCUUUGCAUAUUUAGACAUUUUAUGUCAAUGCCCAAAUCUUAUAGAAUGCGUACUCGGAAUUGGUGCAGUUGAACAACGAUCUCCAUAUGUGUUUGUCGAUCUGCCCCGAAUGGAAAGAUUGCAGCUGCGCACCCUAGAGUCUUGUACUCAGACGAGACGGAUGGAAAUGUUGUUUGAAGCGAUCAAUGCGCCUAAUCUGAAAGAGUUUACCCUUGAAGAAACCCACUCGGACAACCCAGCCUCAUACAUCGCAGAGUUGACUUCGUUUCUUAAGCGGUCUCAGUGGUUGAAGAAGCUGAGCCUUCGAUCUGUUUGGGUCAGACAGGAGGAAUUUGAGCAGUUGUUGUCUGCAGCUGCUUCCAUUACUCAUUUUUCGUUCCACUCAUGUCAUGUCUGUCUUCCCCUCGAUAUAAUCGAUUCAAUGACGCCUCGAAUAUCCUCUGAUGGACGUGCCACGUGCUUGGCCCCUGUUCUGGAGAGUCUGGAUCUGGAAUGGGACAACGCGGACGUCCUAGAGAGCAUAAUCUUGAUGAUGGAGUUAAGGCAGAGGAAUAAUACUCAAGGACGCGGAGUCGCGCAAUUGAGGCAAGCUGGGUGCAGGCCUAGUCAGCUCAUUCAGUGCAGGACCCUUGGGAUGCAGGUUAGAGAUAGGUUACUUGCUUUAGGGGGAAGGCUUCAACGGUGCUAUGAGCUUGGGCUAGUGAGGCUAGACAUUCAUUGA
Molecule: messenger RNA, 1683 nt
Organism: Serpula lacrymans var. lacrymans S7.9
Lineage: Eukaryota; Fungi; Basidiomycota; Agaricomycetes; Boletales; Serpulaceae
Exons: 1
Coding region: 1-1683 (560 amino acids)
Source: RefSeq, a predicted model, not a curated record